Molecule: messenger RNA, 1182 nt
Organism: Caenorhabditis briggsae
Lineage: Eukaryota; Metazoa; Nematoda; Chromadorea; Rhabditida; Rhabditidae
Exons: 8
Coding region: 1-1182 (393 amino acids)
Source: RefSeq, a predicted model, not a curated record
AUGGAUCAAGUCCGCCGUGAAGCUGCAGAGAACAGAGACAGAGAAGCAGAAGAACUGGCCCAGAAGGAGAUUCGGGAGAUCAAAAGCACAGCUUCCUCAAAACUCUCGGAAGGUCUCAGUCACGAACGUACUCAGCAUUUGAAGAAUUUGAAAAAGGAAGAAGAGCAAAGAGAGGAUUUUCUGGAAAAAUUCCAACAAAUGAAAAUGGACGAAGCAAAGAAGCAUAAAGAGAAACUAGCUCAAAAGUUGGCUCAUGCAGAUGAGCGAGUCAAUGAUGCAGGCAGCAAGUGUGAUGUCGUAACCCAGACGGCUCUGAAUAAACUGAUGGAUGCCAGUCUACAAAUGAAUGAGGAAUACAAAAAAAUCGAAAAGGAAAUCGUGGAAGCCAAUGCUCAGAAUGCAAUGAUUGAGGUGGAUGUGACUAGAAGAUGCUUCGAUGAAGUAGAUGCUCAGAAAGAUAAGGACGAGUUUCUUUCCGAGAAACGUUCUGAGGAACUUAUGAAGCAACAUGCAGCCAUCCAGAAAGAAGAGGAAGCAGUGUCAUCUGCAGAGAGAGCCCAGAGAAAAGAGAAUGCAACUUUGACGCUUGCUGAAAUCAGCAGCGAUUUGAAAGAGCAACAAAAAGUCGGGAUGUUCAAUUUGGCGAUUCAACAGAGCGCAGAUGACAGAAAGAAUCGCGGACGCAUUAAUGCCAAAAUCAUGGAGGUGAAGAAUCUCCUGGAAGAGCUUGACAGAUGGUUCACGAGAAUUUCUGGAGUUCUCAACGCUGAGCCAGACAUCUACCAGAAGAUCAAUCAGAAUAGGAAGAGUACAACCAGAGGUCACCUUGGACGAUUCUCAGAAAUCCUGAGCUCGAUUUCAACGAAACUGAGCGAAGUUGAGCAAAAUUUGGCUUCAUUGGAAUUGAAGGAUGUUGAAAUGGACGACGUGAUCCGAGCUAUCAAAACUCAGAUUUCGUCAUUUGGCCAAGUGAUUGCCUAUCUGAAACUUAUUUUGGAAAUGGAUGGCGUUAUGAUCGAUUCAGAAAAAGCAAAAGAAUUUGCAACAUUGAAAACCAAUUUGUUCAACUCGAUCAACGAAAUGGAAUUGGUUCCCGAGAACCGGCGCGCUAUUCAAGCUCAAAUCCAACAGCGACAGGAAGGAACUAUGCCAAAUCUUGAGAUUCAGGCUAUUGAAAACUAA